AUGGCUUCUGGUUAUUCUUGCAACGCUUGCAAGCAUACUUGGCGACGUGACAGUGAUCUCACUCAGCACUACCUGAAAACGCCAAAUCCUCGCUGCCGCAAGGAAGCAGAUGCUCUCAUUGCCAAACUUUGCAUAAACCGUUCUUCCCCACGUCGGAGUCUCCUGCGGCGCCGUCUGCCUCGACAUCUAUCUCCUAUGCCUGCUACCGUAGAUGAUGAUUCGGCUAGGCUCAUAGAGCAACCUGUCUACAAGCCUGACCAGGUACCACCUAUGCGUUUUGUCGGUGAUUUUUUUGGGCAGGACUAUACUACAGAAGACUUCCCAGGACUUGAGGAUGUUGAGGACAACAGCGACGAUGAUGAAGGCAAUGAUGACGACGAAAGUAAUGAUGAUGAAGGCGAAGUAGUUACUACGGAGCUGCAAUGGGAGCCUGAGCGUCAGGUACAAACAUGCCAGAGUCAUGAUGAUAUGGUUAUUGAUCCUCCUAUCACCAAUGCCCCUCAUACUUCCAAUCCUCUCCUACGCAGUCUACCCUCUCAUCGGGAUGGUAUCCAUAUACAAAGAUUUGGGGGCCAGGCAGGUGCUCCGUUACCUACUUCACAGCCUCAUUAUUUGAGUUCCCAAAAAUCCGAUCCUGGUUUUCAGCAAUAUCAGUCAUCCAUUGUGGACAGCGAAAGUAAUAUAUGGGCUCCAUUCACCUCAAAGUCUGAUUGGGAGAUGGCUUGUUGGGCUAAGAUUCGUGGCUCUGGCUCUACAGCUUUUUCAGAGUUACUUUUGAUUGAUGGUGUUAUUGAGGCUCUGGGCUUGUCUUAUCGGAAUAGCGAUGAUUUGAAUAACAUCAUUGACAACGAACUACCUUCGAAUCGGCCAUCAUUCACUAGGGAGGAGGUUGUUAUCGCUGGUCAAGCCUUCGACUUUUACAAGCGAGACAUUCUAGAGUGUAUUCGGGCUCUUUAUGGCAAUCCGGACCAUUGUCAAUACCUUUGUUUUACUCCCGAAAGGCAUUAUGUAGACUCCAACAACACUAUGCGCCUUUAUCAUGAUUUUAACACCGGAAAAUGGUGGUGGAACACUCAGAAGGCCGUUGAAGCAGACAAACCAGAUGCAACAAUCUUCCCUGUGAUCAUCUCCAGUGACAAAACACAGAUUACACUCUUCCGAAAUAAGGCAGCCUACCCUCAGGGCCAAAUCCUUCUGGCAUAUCUACCAACUAGUUGUCUAGAACACAUUCGGAACAAAGCUGCAUAUCGUCGGACCAUUGCAAAUCUUUUCCACGCUUGCCUCAAGGAUCUUACAGCUCCGCUUUGCAAAGCAGGGCUUGAGGGCACCGUGAUGACUAGCGGUGAUGGACUACAACGCCGCUGUCAUCCUAUCCUUGCUGCUUUUGUCGGCGACUAUCUGGAGCAAAUUCUGGCCACUACAGCAUACUCAGGUGAUUGUGCCAGCUGCGAUGCUGAGAAGAAGGACCUUGGAAUAUAUCCUUGUAUUCACCCAUAUAGAGAUAUCGAAGCUGUUUUAGAGGCUAUCCAUACAUCAACCCCAGACCUUUGGGUUGAGAAGUGCCUCGAAUGUAACGUCAAACCCAUUCAGCAUCCAUUCUGGGAAGACCUUCCGUACACCAAUAUCUUCACUUCGAUUACUCCGGAUAUUCUCCAUCAGCUAUACCAGGGUGUUAUGAAGCAUCUGAUUUCAUGGGUAACCGAUAUUUGUGGUGCAGAUGAGAUUGAUGCCCGUGUUCGUCGACUCCCACCCAACCACACUAUCCGAACAUUUCACAAAGGUAUCUCCACACUAUCCCGUGUGAGCGGGACUGAGCAUAAACAAAUGUGUUCAUUCAUCCUUGGAGUUGUCACGGAUAUACCUCACUUAAGUAUUCAUCAAUCUGGUACCUUGCUUGCUGCUACCCAGGCUCUCCUCGACUUCCUCUAUCUCUCAUGCUACCCCAUCCAUACUACUGAAUCUCUAUCCCAGAUUGAUGAAGCGCUCGCCCAAUUUCAUGCUCAUCGUGGAGUUUUCGUCGAACUUGGGGUGCGGAAACACUUCAAUAUCCCAAAAUUACAUUUUCUUUGUCACUAUUCACGCUCUAUAACAUAUUAUGAAACAACCGACAACUACAAUACAGAUACCACUGAACGCCUGCAUAUUGACUAUGCAAAAGAUGCCUACCGAGCAUCUAAUCGCAAGGACGAAUACAUUCAAAUGACGCACUGGCUUGAACGCCGCGAAAAGAUCAUGCACCACACAAACUACAUCUCUUGGAGGCUUUCCCAAGUCUUAAACUCCCCAUCCUCAGAGCGUAGCUCCCAUCCUACCCCAAUUACUCUUUCCUCUGAUUUCGGCAAACGGUAUGACUUCCCUGGUGCACAACGGACAUUACUGGACAUAAAAUGCAUAUACACUCAGAAACUCACUCGUUUCUCUUCCAUGAGAAGAGUUCCGCUUUCCCGGCUUGAAGAUACCUGUAGUAAUGGUUACUGUGCAGUCCAAUUCACGCAUGUUUUGAAACGGUUCCUUGUUCAGUAUCGCUAUCCCAAUAUUCCAAUCAAUCAAAUUGAUGAGUGGGCACGAUUUGUUGUUCUCCCAUUUUCUUUGCUUCCAGUCUGGCACAAACUCAAAUUCGUCAACACAGAACUAUUUAGCAAGAAAACACUUGAUUCAUUCUCAGCUCAUCCUUCCUCUUCCAAGCGAUCCAACAAAUCAAUAAAACCUUCACGCUUUGAUACUGUUCUUGUCAGGCUCAAGCAGGGAAAUGAUUGGACCAAAGAUAUGAGAGUUGGCAGAGUACGCGUAAUAUUCUCACUUCCUUCUGACAAACUCGAUACACUGGUACCUUCUGAUAUCCCUCCGCCGCAACAUCUCGCCUACAUUGAGUGGUUCACCAAGUUUGUAGCUCAUCCUGAACCAUAUUCGGGCUUGUACCGGGUUAGGAGAGACGUUGGAGCUGAUGGCUUAUGUACUGCAUCUAUCAUUGCCCUCGACAGCAUUGUCUGCAGUGCACAUCUAUUCCCGCAGUGGGGUGGAUCAGUACCCCCGGAUUGGACAAGCCAGACAAUAUUGGACCAUGCCUCUUCAUUUCUACUGAAUAUUUUCAAGGACGAGCAUGCAUACUUCAACUUAUCAUAA
Molecule: messenger RNA, 3123 nt
Organism: Lentinula edodes (shiitake mushroom)
Lineage: Eukaryota; Fungi; Basidiomycota; Agaricomycetes; Agaricales; Omphalotaceae
Exons: 5
Coding region: 1-3123 (1040 amino acids)
Source: RefSeq, a predicted model, not a curated record